AUGAAGCAAUUCGCCCAGCCAAACACGAAGUGUCUUUAUAAUACAAUUGUGCUGUUGACUAAUCGGGUAUUUGUCACCGAUCAGGAGAUGCUCGGAAAAGAUGUCGCGAAUAUCGUCAAUUACGGCUGUAUCACAUUUACUGUUAUCGCUCUUGGUAACACUGGUAUCACCCAAGAACUGCUAUAUCAAUACUAUUCAUCGUAUACUCAACGCCUCUUCGUCGUCCCUGGCUAUAACUGCAUUACCAGACUAGACGUAUGUUCAUAUGGAGGGUCGCUCAAGCCAUUGGCUAAAAACAUGAAUACGACACAGGCGACUGUCAAGUAG
Messenger RNA from Haemonchus placei, 327 nucleotides. The record is from the annotation of a GenBank genome assembly. Lineage: Eukaryota; Metazoa; Nematoda; Chromadorea; Rhabditida; Trichostrongylidae.